AGCUACCACAAAAGCUAAUGUGGUUACGCUACAUAUAGAUGUCGUUUAGAGUACUUUUGUUAACGCUUGUGAGAUUCCGUUCAUUAUUUCGCUAGUGAACAGAAAUGUGAUUAAUGCGAACCGACUCAAAUCAUUGCGAGCUCUAUUAUUUAGUCGAGUGUUUAGCCAUUGCUAGCUGCGCCACUGGCAUCAGUGUCGCUGUAGCUCUUUCAAAUUAGCCGUGUGCAACCUUCCCCACUACCUUAAACGCUUCAAUGAAUGGAGGCGGAUGUACUAAGUGAAGGCAUCAGUCAACAAUGUGUUUGCUGUAACCCCCUCCCUCCAUGGACUCGGCUAGUGGUUAGCCACCAGAUGCUAAGAGAAAACAGUCUCAGAAAGUGGAGUGUAAGCGAAGAAAUCUGACCGGGGAACGUAAUUACGUUAGCCGCAAAUACACGUAGCCGAUGCACGGUGUAUGGGAAGUUUUUUGGAAAUGCGAACAUCGCGAAGAAACCGUGUAUUACCCGGGGACAAGCACUUAGCAGUAGCCAUGCUAGCCUGUAUUAAGACAAUAUUUUGAAGCCAUUCCAGUUUGUGUUUACAAACUAAACUUUGGAUAUUCAUUGGACGUCUUGCGACAGACUGGCUGUACAUGAAGGUGUCAUCUGGGGGAAGAUGAGUGACCCUGCCCUUCGUCCCAGGUAGGGGGUGGUGCUGUCGGAGACACUCCGGCUUCUCCUGGCUUGGCUUGGCCGGGCCUGUCGCUGUUCACGGAUGAUGGGAAUCGUCAACCAGCCAACCCCCCAGUUGUGUUUAUUUAUGUCUUCGGGUUCAACAUGGAUGUCCUCUACUUGAAUUGCUUCGCUGUUUGGGGAAUUUGACAUUUCCCGACGAAUAUGAAAUCCAACCAACUGGAAUUAAUAAUGGUUUUGUGACUGUAACACGGUACAUUUUGGUCGUCUUUUCUUCAAGACAUUUUAAUUUCGAACACGCCAACAUGUCUGCAUUUGCUGAGUUCGUCCCCCCUCCCGAGUGUCCGGUCUUUGAACCUAGUUGGGAGGAUUUUUCUGAUCCGUUAGGAUUUAUCAACAAAAUUCGACCAAUCGCAGAGAAAACUGGAAUCUGCAAGAUCCGACCCCCGGAGGACUGGCAGCCUCCGUUUGCCUGUGACGUACGCAACUUUCACUUCACUCCUCGAGUGCAACGCUUAAAUGAACUUGAGGCACUUACUCGGGUGAGGCUCAACUUUUUGGAUCAAAUUGCAAAGUUCUGGGAACUGCAGGGAUGCAAGAUUCGAUUCCCUCAUGUAGAAAGAAAGGUUUUGGAUCUCUAUCAACUCAGUAAGAUCGUUUCAUCUGAGGGUGGCUUUGAAACGGUGUGUAAAGAGAAGAGAUGGUCUAAGGUCGCUAGCCGGAUGGACUUUCCACCUGGAAGAGGCGUUGGAACAUUACUGCGUUCCCACUACCAGAGAAUUCUUUACCCCUAUGAGCUCUUUCAGUCCGGGGCAACAUUAACUGGCAUCCAGAGGCUCUAUGAGGAGGGCGUUGAUGUUGAAGACGAUGAGGGAGUAGGGGAGGAGGCAGUGGAAGAAGAGGAAGAUGAAGAGAAGGAGAAGGAAGAAGCUGAUGGAACGCAAACCAAAGAUCUGCUUUUGUCUGAGAGGCGUUCCAGGCGCCUUAAGUCUGAGAGAGAAAACAACGACCCCAAAGGCCUCAAACUCUUCAACACAAGUCCCAAAAUGGUUGGACUGGAGAUUGUGUCCACUGAUGAAGGAUACAACAAAAGACAGCGUCAUCUCAAAGCCCAAGCGUUUGCCAUUAAAAUGAGACCUCGGAAGGAGACGCUGGAAGUCAACUUUAUUGACCUCUACUUGUGCCUGGUGUGCGGCCGAGGUGACGAGGAGGAUCGACUCUUGCUGUGCGACGGCUGUGAUGACAGCUACCACACUUUUUGUCUGAUUCCACCCCUGCAGGAGGUGCCCAAGGGUGACUGGCGCUGCCCAAAGUGUGUUGCAGAGGAGUGCAGUAAACCGAGGGAGGCAUUUGGCUUUGAGCAGGCGGUGAGAGAGUACACCCUCCAGAGCUUCGGGGAAAUGGCUGACCACUUCAAGUCUGACUACUUCAACCAGCCUGUGCAUAUGGUGCCAACAGAACUGGUGGAGAAGGAGUUCUGGCGCCUGGUCAGCAGCAUUGAGGAGGACGUCAUUGUAGAAUACGGGGCUGACAUUAGCUCCAAAGAUGUGGGCAGUGGAUUUCCUAUCAGGGAUGGGAAGAGGAGGCUGCUGGGAGAUGAGGAGGAAUAUGCGAACUCAGGCUGGAACCUGAACAACAUGCCGGUUCUGGAGCAGUCGGUGCUUGCCCACAUCAACGUGGACAUCUCAGGCAUGAAGGUCCCCUGGCUGUAUGUGGGCAUGUGUUUCUCCUCUUUCUGCUGGCACAUCGAGGACCACUGGAGUUACUCCAUCAACUUCCUGCACUGGGGUGAGCCAAAAACAUGGUAUGGUGUGCCAGCUUCUGCAGCAGAGCAGCUGGAGGCUGUGAUGAAGAAAUUGGCUCCGGAACUUUUUGACUCACAGCCGGACCUCCUCCACCAGCUGGUCACCAUCAUGAAUCCGAACGUCCUGAUGGAGCAUGGUGUCCCUGUGUACAGGACCAAUCAGUGUGCAGGAGAGUUUGUGGUGACCUUCCCUCGGGCCUAUCACAGCGGAUUCAACCAGGGCUAUAACUUUGCGGAGGCUGUGAACUUCUGCACUGCUGACUGGCUGCCGAUGGGUCGUCAGUGUGUGGCGCACUACAGGCGUCUCCACCGCUACUGUGUUUUCUCACACGAGGAGCUGCUGUGCAAAAUGGCUGCCGAUCCGGAGAGCCUGGACGUGGAACUGGCUGCUGCUGUUUUCAAAGAGAUGGGACACAUGAUGGAUGAGGAGACAAAGCUGAGACAAGUUGUCCAAGAAAUGGGGGUGCUGUCAUCAGAACAAGAGGUCUUUGAGCUGAUGCCUGACGACGAGCGCCAGUGCUACAAGUGUAAAACCACCUGCUUCCUGUCCGCACUCACCUGUUCCUGCAGCCCCGAACGUCUGGUUUGUCUUCACCACGCAGCCGACCUCUGCGACUGUCCACUCGGCAACAAGUGUCUCAGGUAUCGCUACGAUCUGGAGGAGUUUCCUUCAAUGCUUUAUGGGGUCAAGACGAGAGCCCAGUCGUACGAUGCGUGGAUAAAGAGGGUCACGGAGGCUUUGGCUGCAGACCAGAAAAAUAAGAAAGACCUCAUCGAACUCAAGGUUUUGCUGGAGGAUGCAGAGGACAGGAAGUAUCCAGAGAACAGUCUCUUCAGACGUCUGCGGGAGAUGGUCAAAGAGGCAGAGACGUGCUCCUCCGUGGCACAGCUUCUUCUCAGCCGAAAGCAGAGGCAUAGCAGCAGACUGCGUCUCGACAACAACCGCAACCGCACCAAACUGACAGUGGAUGAACUCAAGGCUUUCGUGGAGCAGCUCUACAGGCUGCCGUGCAUCAUCAGCCAGGCUCGACAGGUCAAGGAGCUGCUGGAAACCGUGGAGGACUUCCACGAGCGAGCCCAGACAGCACUGUCGGACGAGAUGCCGGAUUCAUCCAAGUUGCAGGCACUCCUGGACCUGGGCGGUGGCCUGGACGUUGAGCUGCCGGAGCUUCCCAGGCUCAAACAGGAGCUCCAGCAGGCGCGUUGGCUGGACGAGGUGCGCCUCACCCUGUCCGAGCCCCACAGGGUGACUUUAGAGUUGAUGAAGAGACUGAUAGACUCCGGGGUGGGUCUGGCUCCUCACCACGCUGUGGAGAAAGCCAUGGCUGAACUGCAGGAGAUCCUGACGGUCUCUGAGAGGUGGGAGGAUAAGGCUCGUGCCUGCUUACAGGCGAGGCCUCGUCAUAGUAUGGUGACCCUGGAGAGCAUAGUGCUUGAAGCUAGGAACAUCCCAGCAUAUCUGCCAAAUAUUUUGGCCCUCAGAGAAGCUCUACACAAGGCCAAGGAGUGGACCUCUAAGGUGGAUGCCAUCCAAAGUGGCAACAGCUUCGCUUACUUGGAGCAGCUGGAGAACCUGUUGGCCAGAGGGCGCUCCAUCCCUGUCCGGCUCGAUCGACUCGCUCAGGUAGAGUCUCAGGUGGCUUCGGCUCGAGCCUGGAGAGAGAGGACUGGGCGGACUUUCCUGAAGAAGAACUCCACGUAUACACUACUCCAGGUCCUCAGUCCUCGUGUGGACAUCGGCGUGUACGGCAACAGCAAAAGCAAACGGAAGCGAGUCAGGGAACUCAUGGAGAAGGAGAGAGGAGGCUUCGACCCUGACACCCUCAGUGACCUGGAGGAAGGCCUGGAGGAGGUGCGGGAGCCUUCCAUCGUCGUCGCAGCCUUUAAAGCCAAAGAGCAGAAAGAAGUGGACGCCAUCCACUCGCUCCGAGCCGCCAACCUGGCCAAGAUGGCCAUGGCCGACCGCAUUGAGGAAGUGAAGUUCUGCCUCUGUCGCAAGACCGCCAGCGGCUUCAUGCUGCAGUGCGAGCUCUGUAAGGACUGGUUCCACGGAGCCUGUGUGCCGCUGCCUAAAACUGGAACGCAGAAGAAAGUGGGCGUGAGCUGGCAGAGCAACAGUAAAGACUCAAAGUUCCUGUGUCCCCUGUGUCAGCGAUCGCGGCGGCCCAGAUUAGAAACCAUUCUCUCGCUGCUGGUGUCGCUGCAGAAGCUGCCGGUGCGUCUGCCGGAGGGAGAGGCUCUCCAGUGUUUGACGGAGAGGGCGAUGAGUUGGCAGGACCGAGCACGUCAAUCUCUGGCCACGGAGGAGUUAUCGUCGGCCUUGGCAAAGCUCUCUGUGCUGAGUCAGCGCAUGGUGGAGCAAGCUGCGAGGGAGAAAACGGAGAAAAUCAUCAACGCUGAGCUUCAGAAAGCUGCUGCAAACCCCGACCUGCAGGGCCACAUCCAGACUUUUCAGCAGUCGGGUUUCAGCAGAGCCACGUCACCGCGCCAGUCGUUGGACUACGAUGACGAGGAGACGGACUCGGACGAGGACAUCAGGGAGACCUAUGGUUACGAUAUGAAGGACCCAGGGGAGGUGAAGCCCUAUCUGUUUUGCGAUGAGGAGAUUCCAGUCAAGUCCGAGGAGGUGGUCAGUCACAUGUGGCCCGCUGCCACGCCUUCAUUCUGCGCGGAGCAUGCGUACUCCUCCGCCUCUAAGUCCUGCGUGCAAAACAUCACCACGCCCAGAAAGCAACCCAGAAAAACCCCUCUGGUCCCUCGUAGCCUGGAGCCACCUGUGCUUGAGCUCUCCCAGCAGGCCAAGGCCCAGCUGGAGGAGCUGAUGAUGCUGGGAGACUUGCUGGAGGUGUCCCUGGAUGAGACCCAGCACAUCUGGAGGAUCCUGCAGGCCACGCACCCUCCCUCUGAGGAGCGAUUCCUGCAGGUCAUGGAGCCUGAUGAUUCUCUGAUGGAGAAGCCGCUGAAAAUCAAGCUGAAAGAUUCAGAAAAGAAAAGGAAACGGAAGCUGGAGAGAGCUGAGCACCACCACAUGAUGAUGGCGGCAGCGGCAGCUGUAGGUGGCGCCUCACUGGGAGAAAUCAGACCGGUCAAAUCAAAGGAGUUAAAAAGGGUCGGCCUGGAGCUGAGCCUGGGUGGCAAACCCAAAAAGAAGAAACUCAAACUCAACCUGGAGAAGAACCGGGAGAUGAAGCAGCUCGCCAAAAGGUUAGCCAAGGAGGAGAAGGAGAGGAAGAGGAAAGAGAAAGCUGCCGCCAAGGCGGAGGCCAUCAGAGAGGGACUGGAGAAGAGGAAGGAGAAGAAGAUUCUUGACAUUCCCUCCAAGUACGACUGGUCUGGAGCCGAGGAUUCCAACGAUGAGAACGCCGUGUGUGCUGCCAAAAACUGCCAGAGACCCUGUAAAGAUAAGGUGGACUGGGUCCAAUGCGACGGUGGCUGCGACGAGUGGUUUCACCAGGUGUGCGUGGGAGUCUCCUGCGAGAUGGCCGAGAACGAGGACUACAUCUGCGUGGACUGCUCCCGGAAGGCGUCCGGCGCCGGCGAGAUGUGCGGCAGAGCGUCCGUCGUGGAGGUGGUGGACGGCGACAAUGUGGUCGUACUGUCUACGUCCAUGUCUGGCGGCAGCAUACAGAGCCUAGCGCCCUCCGCCGCAGCGGCGUGGUCCAUCACGUCCUCCGUUUCUCGUCUGAAUCCGCCCACCUCACACCAACAGCUGCAACAGGAGCCGCAGCAGGGCAGUUAGCAGCGAAGCAGCGGGCCAGGACUCGGGCUAGAAUUCUGUACCUCAUAAAAACAGUGACUACGACGUAGUGAACGGCCUUGUGGGAAAAACAAACGGCCUCAGCCUCACAGUGCCCAGAGUGGAGAAUAAACUCUGCAGAAUGUUGGUCCACACACACAACAUGGCCGUCCCGCAAACUCUUCUAGGUCUAGAACUGUCCACCAGCUACUUGCCUUUGUCCUCAUCCUCAAUAACUAUUCACACACACACUCACACACACCUCUCUGUUGUAUUCAGUCCAGACAAAAACAAACCAACGUGUGGCUGUGGUCUCUCUGAACGUCUAGAAGCCGCUCCUCUUCUCUCCUUCCCGACACAUCCACGAUCAGACUAGGAAAUCAAGGCUGUGUCAGUGUGUAGUGGACGUAUUUAUAAUGUACAUAGGCUUUUACGCAGUAAAUCAAAUGAAUUAUGGCCUUCUUUAGUUUUGUUUUUGUUUUCUCACCUUUAAUAAACUAUUCCUAGUCAAACA
Molecule: messenger RNA, 6725 nt
Organism: Cynoglossus semilaevis (tongue sole)
Lineage: Eukaryota; Metazoa; Chordata; Actinopteri; Pleuronectiformes; Cynoglossidae
Gene: kdm5a
Product: lysine demethylase 5A
Exons: 28
Coding region: 977-6214 (1745 amino acids)
Biological process (GO): regulation of DNA-templated transcription; chromatin remodeling
Cellular component (GO): chromatin; nucleus
Molecular function (GO): DNA binding; histone H3K4me/H3K4me2/H3K4me3 demethylase activity
Source: RefSeq, a predicted model, not a curated record